This is a messenger RNA of Lasiodiplodia theobromae, 3171 nucleotides long. RefSeq names its product Alpha-glucan lyase. Gene Ontology annotation, biological process: N-glycan processing; carbohydrate metabolic process. Gene Ontology annotation, cellular component: glucosidase II complex. The transcript has 8 exons. Gene Ontology annotation, molecular function: alpha-glucosidase activity; carbohydrate binding. The record is from RefSeq and is a predicted model, not a curated record. Lineage: Eukaryota; Fungi; Ascomycota; Dothideomycetes; Botryosphaeriales; Botryosphaeriaceae. The coding region runs from base 1 to 3171 and encodes 1056 amino acids.
AUGCCGUGGGCCGGCCGAGACAAUACGCAAACUUCUGGAGAUGCAGCGCACCCGAAACACCACGACCCAUACCGCUUCGUACCGGCGGAUGACUUUUUUGAGAACUUCACGGCGAAAUGCCAACCCAAUUGCGUCACGUACAAGCCGGACGACCAGCUCACGGAAGAGAAGACGAGGAAUCCAGCCAGUUCUCACGGCCGCAUUUUCCGGCUGAACGACGACGCUGUGUUGCUCGUCCAGUUCAUCCGCCCUCUCGUAUGGAGGAUACAGUUCAACCCCAGUUACAGGCGUGGAUCGGACUUCACGGAGUGGAAUACACGGACCAUGCUCGAGGGAAGAUUGUCCAGGAUGAUUCGGGUUCUGGACACCGCUGAGGAUAUCGUCUGGGACGUCGAGUUUGACCCUACGCACGUCAAUCACUUCAUUCUUCGAUCCGUGGUCGUGCUCAAGGGGAAGCGCCUCCCUGUAGUUGAGUUGUGGAUCCAGCGGAGCCCUUUCAAAAUUACCGCAGUCCGCACAAUCAAAGUCGCUUCGCCCCUGGGACGCCCCCCGGUUACCAUACCGGUGGAUAUUCCGGGUCAUUCCGGAAGAGCUGUCAUUUGGCAGACAAUCGAGAACCCGUUGCAGUACGAUCAGCGUUCGACAAUCUUGUCCGUGGAAAAACAACCGCAGGCAAAGUAUAUGGGAUUUGGAGGACAGGGUGGGAAGAGCUUGUUCAAGGAUAAGGUGUACCUGAACUACUUUAACUUUGACAACAUGCGCUACAACAACAUCUACGCGAAAGGGCCGGAAGAAGCCGCGGAGCCACUGUACCAUUCGGAGCCAUUCUGGAUAGAGCUGAACAGACAUCCUGGCUACCUGUCGCAGGUGGCAACCUUCGUCGACAACUAUUCUCACGUCUGUCUCGACAUUGGCAAGACAGAUGACAGCUUGCUUCGUAUAGCAACGAGGUUCAACAGCUUCCAGGGUGUCUUCAUGGCCGGAAACAACACGGCAGAGAUAACCAGGCUGUACACCUCGAUUGUCGGGAAGCCCAGACUGAUGCCCCGGUAUGUCCUCGGCUACCACCAAGGUUGCUACGGAUACGACCGCCAAUGGAAGGUCGAGGAAGCCGUCCGCAAGUACCGCGAAAACGGAUUCCCGCUUGACGGCAUGCACAUCGACGUAGACAUCCAGAGAGGCUACCGGACGUUCACCAUUGACCGGAGCGUUCGAUGUAGUACCAACAUCACGCCGGUCAUUAGAUGCACACCGGACGAGAAGUUGAUCGAUCCGUCGGCGCCGACCUGCAUGGAUCAAAGAUAUAUGCAGUACGGAAACGCGGACCUGUACUUUACAAAUCCGAACGAUGUCGGCAGGAGGCCGUAUCCUGACGACUAUGACUUCGCUGCACAUUUCAACAAGGCGGUGCCAUUCCACGGAGGCGUGUCUUACGGCGAUGGCCAAGGAGCCCCGGGACACUAUCCGAACCUAAACAACCGGGCCACUCGGGAAUGGUGGGGGAAGCAGUACAAGGACCUCUUCGAUGCCGGUCUCGAGUUUGUCUGGCAGGACAUGACCUCGCCCUGCAUAGGCGAGACUUAUGGAGACAUGAAGUCGUGGCCAUUCAGACUCCUACUAGAGUCGGACAGCUGGCAAGGAGAGCAAAGGCAGAGGAGACGGAGCAACGCGGGGUUGGACGACAAGAAAGACUUGAAGGCAGCCAUUGAGAUCUGGUCUCUGUACAGUCUCAACUUGCACAAAGCUACCUUUAGCGGCCUGAAGAAGCUGGACAGCCGCAAAGGAAAGCGGAACUUCAUCAUCGGCAGAGGCAGCUUCGCCGGCGCGCAGCGCUACGCGGGUGCCGAUGUUGGCGGAUUCGAGCUCGCAUAUGGGGAGACGAAUUUCGCCAACCCGGAGCUGCUGAUCCGCUGGUACUGCGCAAACAGCCUUCUCCCAUGGUUUCGGAAUCACUACAGCGGAAAGCACGAGCCUUUCGAGGACAAUCCCAGCCACGUCCGAGACGCUGACAAGAAGUUGUUCCAAGAGCCGUACAGGUACGAGGAAUACUACAGGGAGAACAGGGACAGGAUGGCAGACGAGGAGCGGGAGCUGUUCGAGGCCGUCCUUCCUGCAUGCCGGUACAUCGUCCGUCUCCGAUACAGCUUGCUUCAACUACUCUACGACGCCAUGUUCGAAAGCACAAUCACAGGGCUGCCCAUUGCAAGAGCGAUGGUCACAACGGACCCCCUCGAUGGCUCUCUACUCACCAAGAACGAGAAAUUCACCGAGAACCAGUACCUAGCCGGAAACGACAUCCUCGUCGCCCCUUCACUGCACAAAGGAAGCGAAUCCACCCGCCGCCAAAUCUACCUCCCUUCAACAAACUCUUGGUAUGCGAUGAACCUCCGGCCACACGACAGCAUCGGCGAAGCCUUGCUUCCCAAAGUCGCGGGAGCCACAUACGUCGACUAUGACUGCCGCAUCAGCGCCGAUGAAAGCCAGCUCCCGUUCGUGUGCCCCAUGUACAUCCGAGAAGGAGCCAUCAUCCCGCAGAUCCAAGUGCGCCAAUCCGUCCCGGACCGCACGCGGCCACCAGCAGAGCAGCCAGACGACCAACCAGCGAACCCCAUCACCAUCAACAUUUACCCCGGCCGAGCUGAUAGCAAAAGCCACACAUACCGGAUGUACCUCGACGACGGCGUCUCACGCAACAGCGCGCCGGAGGGGACGUACUUUGCUACCCUGCCGCCACGCCACCACCACCACAACGCCGGAGGAGGUGCUGCUGCCGUUGUCCCGCCAAAUCACCACGCGCAUGGCGACGAUGCUGAGGCGAGGAGUAAUUUCCGCCGCGUCGACAUCGGCCAGCGGAUUACCACCGAUGAGAGUGCGAGUAGUGCGUUGCAGAGGACCAUCACCGUGUCGACGGGGUGGGAUGCGGCGCGGAAUACGGGAGACGUGCCAGAAGAGGAGCUGUAUGGGGACGAGAAAGUGAAGAGGGACGUGGGACCGGAGUACAGGGUUGUGAUAUGGCACGAAGAUGGAACAAGGAUGGAGGAUGUAUGCGUCGAGGUCGACGGUGAAGAAAGGACACGGGAGGAGGUUGAUGAGAGGAGAAGAGCUACUAUUGUCUGGGUGCCUGUGGAUGCCGAUGCGAAGACGACGAUCAAGGUGUGGUACGCGGUGUAG